AUGCCUCAAAUCAUGCCCGAUUUCUCAAACUCCGUGAAGCUCAAGUAUGUGAAACUUGGGUACCAAUACUUUGUUAACAACAUUAUCACCCUCACACUCAUACCCAUCAUGGCUUCCAUCUUCAUAGAGUUAAUACGUUUAGGGCCUGAUGAAAUUCUCAACCUUUGGAGGAGGUCUCUUCACUUUGAUAUUGUCCAAAUCCUUUGCUCUUCUUUCCUCAUCAUUUUCAUAGCCACUUUCUACUUCAUGUCAAAGCCACGCACAAUCUACCUUGUUGAUUAUGCAUGCUUCAAGCCACCCGUGGCUUGCCGUGUCCCUUUUGCUACUUUCAUGGAACAUUCAAGGCUCAUACUCAAGAACAACCCAAAGAGUGUGGAGUUUCAAAUGAGGAUUCUUGAAAGGUCUGGUCUUGGAGAAGAAACAAGCUUGCCUCCUGCAAUCCAUUACAUACCACCUAAACCAACCAUGGAAGCUGCAAGAGGUGAAGCUGAGCUUGUUAUAUCCUCAGCCAUGGAUUCCUUGUUCGAGAAAACAGGGCUUAAGCCUAAGGACAUAGACAUUCUUAUAGUGAAUUGUAGCCUCUUCUCACCAACACCUUCUUUGUCUGCUAUGGUGAUAAACAAGUACAAGCUCAGAAGCAACAUCAUGAGCUUUAACCUCUCAGGGAUGGGUUGCAGUGCAGGUCUCAUCUCCAUUGACUUAGCUCGAGAUCUUCUUCAAGUUCACCCAAACUCAAAUGCUGUGGUUGUGAGCACAGAGAUCAUCACCCCUAACUAUUACCAAGGCAAAGAGAGAGCCAUGCUUGUUCCAAACUGUUUAUUCAGAAUGGGUGGUGCUGCUAUUCUCUUAUCAAACAGAAAAUCGGAACGUUGCCGAGCUAAGUACAGAUUGGUCCACGUGGUUCGAACCCAUAAAGGUGGUAAUGACAAAGCGUACCAUUGUGUGUACGAAGAGGAAGACAAAGAAGGGAAGGUGGGGAUUUCACUGUCGAAGGACCUCAUGGCCAUAGCAGGAGAAGCAUUGAAAUCGAAUAUAACAACCAUUGGUCCUCUUGUUCUUCCAGCUUCGGAGCAGCUACUCUUCCUUCUAACCCUCAUUGGAAGGAAAAUCUUCAACCCCAAAUGGAAGCCAUACAUCCCUGACUUCAAACAAGCCUUCGAGCACUUCUGCAUCCAUGCUGGUGGGCGUGCUGUGAUUGAUGAGUUGCAGAAGAAUCUUCAGCUCUCCGCUGAACACGUUGAAGCUUCAAGGAUGACCCUGCACAGGUUCGGGAACACCUCUUCUUCUUCGCUUUGGUAUGAAUUGAACUACAUUGAAUCAAAGGGAAGAAUGAAGAGAGGUGACAGAAUAUGGCAGAUAGCUUUUGGUAGCGGUUUUAAAUGCAACAGUGCCGUUUGGAAGUGCAACAGAACCAUUAUGACCCCUCUUGAUGGGCCUUGGGAAGAUUGCAUUAAUCGCUACCCUGUUCAUAUUCCUGAGAUCGUUAAGCUUUAAGCUCACUGGCAGAAAGAAAAGAAAAGAAUAUUGCUAAAUAAAAAAAAAGGUUCAU
Molecule: messenger RNA, 1549 nt
Organism: Gastrolobium bilobum
Lineage: Eukaryota; Viridiplantae; Streptophyta; Magnoliopsida; Fabales; Fabaceae
Product: 3-ketoacyl-CoA synthase 6-like
Exons: 2
Coding region: 1-1494 (497 amino acids)
Biological process (GO): fatty acid biosynthetic process
Cellular component (GO): membrane
Molecular function (GO): acyltransferase activity, transferring groups other than amino-acyl groups
Source: RefSeq, a predicted model, not a curated record